GUUAGGAGCAGUUCAGUUAGUCUAGAAUGUUGGUCGAUAGGAAGUUAAUUGUUUCUGUGAUUAAAAAUUGAUAUAUUCUCAUUAAUUCCUCCCUCGAUAUUAAUAAUUAUGAGAUAUCAGUGAAGUGUUAAUAAAUAGUUGUGAGAUUGUCUCGAGUGCAAUAUAAUCGGAGCCACUGGUGACUCAAGCAGUUUCUUUUGGAGCAAGAAGGAAGGGAAAAAAUAUCAGGGGGGACCUCCACUUGGCAGCUUUCAGUCACUAUUUUAUUGCCAAAAUAUGCGUAGAACUGUCGAUUUCGUAGAUAGGUGUGCUAGUUGUUGAUUCAAUAAAACAUCACCGUUUAUUAGUCACUUGGUGAUGGUACAAUGGUCUCAAUAAUAAAAAAUCAGCUACUCAAGCAUCUGUCAAGGUUUACGAAGAACCUGUCAGCUGAUAAAAUCAACUUGAGUACAUUAAGAGGAGAGGGUGAAUUAACAAACUUAGAGUUAGACGAGGCGGUUUUGACUGAUCUACUAGAGUUACCAUCCUGGCUGAAAUUGACUAGUGCUUGGUGCAACAAAGUUAAUCUACGUGUACAAUGGACCAAGCUCAAGAGUGUUCCUAUAUUUUUGCAUCUAGAUGAAGUGCAUAUCGAGCUGGUAACCUGUGAGGAAUUGAGAAGCCCAACAUCACCAAACAAUGCAACUGCCUUUCCAGGAGCAACAAAAUAUUCGUUUAUCCAUAAAGUCAUCGAUGGCAUCACAAUUGCAGUUAAUACUGUUACAGUUACGUUUAGGAGUCCCGCUUUUAUUGCUAAUGUUCAGAUUGCGAGAAUAACAGUUGAGUCAAAAUCGCCGGCCUGGCAGCGUUGUGAUUUGAGAAUGACAAGACUUAAAGACACUGAUAGAGGACAACUACUUAUAUUCAAAGAAAUGGAAUGGCAGACUGUUAGAAUAGAAGCACAAAGUACAAAAGACAAAGACUUGACCCCACUACGUUUGUUAACUAAUCAAGCUAGAUGCCGUAUUACUAUUAAGAAGAGACUGUCUGACUGUUUCGUUUUGGGAUCACGUUUGGUCCUUAUUCUCGAUGACCUACUGUGGGUCCUCACUGAUUCACAGCUAAAGGCUGCAUUACGAUUCAUUGAUUCUCUGGGUGGGCUCAUUGAGAGGGCAACUAUGUUGGAGAGGAAAGUUAAAGCAGCGAGAAAACUCGAGCUUCUACCAGAGUACCAAGCUCAAGUAUCGCAGCAGGCAAGAAGUAAAAUCCAGUGUAAUACAGCAAUUUCUAAGAUAUUUAUGAGAUACGAUGUAGUUGAAACCUGUUACCACUUUCUAUGUCAGAGAAUUGAUCUUCACUUGUGCGAUGAUCCUGGCCCUGGUCGAUCGUCUCACCCUGACCUAAAGGACGGCGGCGCCCUUCAGAUAUCUCUGGUUAAAUUCCAGAUAGACUACUAUCCUUAUCACUUGGCUAUGGCUGAUCGAAAACACUGGGCUAAAUACAAGGAGAAUGCCACACCUCAUGCUCAAUGGCUUCAGCAGUCCCUGAAUGCAUUUCGUGGACAGUUUAUGGAUCUCAUUGAUAUUGGACAGAGCCAUGGGGCAUCUAAACGUAACAGCACUGAUCAAAGUGGUGAGCAAAAACAAGCAUGGGAUGAAAAACGAAAGAGUAUGGACCAGCAAAGUCCAUUAGUGACGUCAGAGACGAAAAAAUCUCACACCAGUGGCAACGUAGUUAAAAAUUUUGUUCUCGAGCAAUUGUCGACCCUCAUGACGACCUGCAUUGUCAUCAGAAUAAAUGACUUCACCGUGUACAAAGUGACAACAUCAACACGAAAGCCCACAACGAAGGAAUUCAUAACAGGAGAUCGAGACAAAUUCUGUUUACCUGAUGAUGUUACCAUUAUUCAUGCUGAGUUUACUUAUUAUUACUAUCCUGGGGAUAUUUCAUUUCCAUUGCCACCACCCAAAUUCUACGUACAGGCCAAUCCACUGCAAAUAAAUUACGAUGUGUUCAGUUGUCUGUGGUUCAAUUCGUUUGCAUUGAACCUAUAUCAGUCCCUUCUAGGUGGUGAGAAUAAGAUGGAAGACACUGAUGUAAUGUAUUUUGAUGUUAAACUCGAGGCCAUAUUACCAAGGAUAGUUCUAGAAGCUCAACAUGAUUAUCCAAACCAAAGAGACAGACCCAAAUCCCUCCACCUUCAAAUCUCGAGAGUGUCGGUAACAAACGUGAGAUCAACUGAGAGAUCAUCGAGAGCUGACUUAGCUGAGUGUUUAAAUGCAUUUCAAAUGGGCCAAAUGUUCUUUUCGACUGAAUUUCCCUGUAAGGAUUCUGAUUUCCAUGUUAUCUCGGAGAAAUUCCUGAGUCAUUGUGCAGGCACAGACAACGUUCGCUCCUACCCUCCGAAUUUCAACGCCUCCACGAUCGAUGACCUCACGAAGCAGUUAACCAAGAAGCUCCUCUGGAUCGACUCAAAAGACAUGUGGUGCUGCAGCCUCGAGCCCGUCUGGGCGGACUUCUUCGGAGCUCGUGCCGUAGGUUCCAACCGCCCAGUUCCCUUCCUCGACGCCUUUCCCGUCACCAUCUGGCUGCACCUCUCCCCUCCCUCCUCCACCACCUCCACCGCCAAACCCAGCGGAGCGGAUAUCCAUGGCUUAGCCUACAUCAGCAACCUCAUCUCAGUCCAGUUGAACCACUACCAGUACCUUUUCCUCCUUCGCCAGAUGGAAAUCUUAACAGAGAUGAGUACCUACCUCGUCGUAGACUCAAACAGAAUCCUCAACGUCGAGUCAGGCUCGCUGACGAUAGCUGCACUCAUCCCCCAGGUAGAAGUGACCCUCAUAAUGCCCUCGCAAACCCCGGGAAAGGAGAACUCAGGUGGAGACCUUGAGUCAGUCGUUCCAGACUCCUCCAGCAUUGCAGAGGACCUCCUUCCCUCCUCCCUGCCUCACCACAUGGCGACAGCAGCACGAAUGGAGUUCGGCUCUAAAAGAUUGAACACGUCCAACGAUGUGGAAACUCCUCAGAGUGAAGUUUGCUCGAUGAUAUCAAUGGAGCACCCAACGCAACAGGUUGUGACAUUCAAACAGGAACGAAUCGAUGCUAUUCAAGAGGGUGAAUUCCCGAGGCUAAAGCGUCAGCCCUCGGAGACAACUCCAUUUAUACCAAAUAAUUUCAAUGUUGGACUAUCGUCCAUGAAGAAGGGCUUCGCCAAUCUGAUGACCUCGAUCGAUUCAGCUCUGAAGGCAUCUCCGGAGGAUGGAAGCAGUGAUACUGUCUCCAUGAGGAGUGAUAUGAGCUCUGACAGUGAAAAUUAUCUUGUUGAGAAGCUCGAGGAGGGGGAUUCAUUCUUUGGGGGGCUCAAUGUCACUGGGAUAACAGCGGUGGAAGAGGCUACUGAGGUUGUUGAGGAAACCCCUGACACGCAGAGUGAAAAAUCCAUGGAUUCUGCUUGUAAACGAAAGGAUCUGGUGUCGAUGAUAACAUUUAAAUUGUCGAAGGUUGAAGUUGUCCAGCAGAGCUCGGGUUUUGAUUCGGUUGUGAAGGCUCAAGUGGCGAAAAUAGCGAGCGAGGAAUGCUCGUCGAUACCCUGGGAUGAAUUCCAGUCGAAAUUUAGUUCUAGGUCAAGGGGCUGGGUCGAGGUUCCAUCGGAUGCUGAUUGUGGGGCGUGUGCCAGGGUCAGGCUCACUCAUGGGUUGAGGAAGGAGGAUGUGGAGAGGGUGGGUAAAAAGGGGGGGAGUCAUUUGCAGAGCAAGGCGGGACUGAUGGCCAUGUUCCAGGAUGAACUCAAGGCGAAGAUUAUGAAUGUUAAUUUGGCACUGUCGAUGAGCUAUGUGGCUGGACUGACGGAUCUUGUGGAGGACGAGGUCAUUCCGGAUCCACUACCUAUGAAGAUAUUCUUGGAGAACAUCUGUCUGCGAUUGAACGAAGACCGACCCCCGAACAAUAUCACAUCUCCAGGGCCCGUUCCCAUCGACGUAGUCAUCUCAAAUCUCCAGAUAUUGCGAGAUAAAAAAGGAAUUUUCCACGUUGAACCCCACAGUGAUAAGCGUUCCCUAGCAAAUUUAGCGAAUGGAAUUGGCAAAUGCACUAUCAGUAGUGAAACAGAACAAGAGUUGAAUUCAUUAAGACAGUCAUCGAGACAGUUAAAAGGGGACAAUGAGGAGUUGAAGCGACGUCUCGCAGCCCUAGAAAGACUGUCAGAGGAGAAUUCUCGGCUGAGAAGGUCUCACCAAGAGCUAGAAAUCCUCAAAUCGAGUCUCAACGCAGCUCAGGACUAUAUCUCCGAAUUACUGAAGGAGAAACAGGCCCUGCAGGACACUGCUGCUGUCCUUCAAAAACAGCUGACAAAAUCCAAUGAAUCAGCGAACAGUGGACGGCCAUCGUGGUCCAUCAAGAGAUAGCAUACCAGCUGCUUCGACUGCUCAACCUGCUGCAGUGCUAAUAAAUCAUGAUAGAACAGAGAGAAAAAAAUAUAUCAAGGAAUUUAUUGUCUCUAAAUUCAAUUUUUGAAUAUUAUUCUCGAGGUUUCUCUCGAGGAGGUACAGAAUUUACAGUUGCACUAGGAUUUCAGACUGAGUAGGUUUCUUCAACAUUCCUGGGGGUGAGAACGAGCAGGUGAACUUUUACUUUAUCUCUUAAUGCAAUUAUUUCAAUCGUUUUUUCAAGUGUAAUGAGAAAACGUGAUAUGGGAACUUGGAGAGUGAGUGAUUCAGGGGAAAACGUUGGGGGAUUUUCAUCCCAGGGGAAGCUGUCUCCCAAAAAAUAUCCCUCCUACUGGAAAGCUAAAAAAUCUUUGAAAACAAAAAUCGCUCCAUUGCCUUUUCUCGUGGAGUCACUCAUCAUCCAACUAAUUUGAUAUUUAAUGAGAGUCGGAGGGUGUGAUGUUUCACAAUUUCAUUGCUCAUGUGAAUUGACUUGUUCGUUUUUUUAUGAAGCUUGAGAUAUUAUUUAAUUUGAGGAGAUUCAAGGUUGAGAAGGGACAAAAACAUAGUAGGAAGGAUAAUGAGAUUGGAGGAAUAUGAUUAUAUUAUUUCGAGGAAAUCGAGAACAUCACUAUUUACCAAAAAUUGCACUCCAGAAGAAGAUCUGAAAGGAAUACAAAUCUGAUCUGAUAAUCAAUAAUUUAUAUAAUUGAAUUGAGAAUUUUCCGGUACUGGAUUUUUCCGCCAAUCACAGCGCAGUAUUCGAGGAUACUCUAUUGUUAUCAAAUUUUUUCGGAAAUUGCACACUAGCUUCUGGAAAUUGAAUCUGAUAUUUGCAUAGGCUCUUCAUUUAUUUCUAAUCAAUUGGAUGUUUUGCUUGAAGAAGCCGUCCUGGAAAAUUCUCCGCCGAAUACCCCUCGACUUUCAAAAUUACUCGCAAUAUUUCCCUCAAGCUUCCCUGCAAACAAA
This is a messenger RNA of Diachasma alloeum, 5372 nucleotides long. RefSeq names its product UHRF1-binding protein 1-like. The coding region runs from base 366 to 4382 and encodes 1338 amino acids. The record is from RefSeq and is a predicted model, not a curated record. The transcript is spliced from 12 exons. NCBI's taxonomy places the organism in Eukaryota, Metazoa, Arthropoda, Insecta, Hymenoptera, Braconidae.